Messenger RNA from Prorocentrum cordatum, 2550 nucleotides. NCBI's taxonomy places the organism in Eukaryota, Dinophyceae, Prorocentrales, Prorocentraceae. The record is from the annotation of a GenBank genome assembly.
AUGUCGCUCAUAGAUGACAUAUGCGUCGCCGCAGCUGUUUCAGCGUAUGUUGCAUUGAUUCCUCCUGUGCUACUGUGCAUCAGUACACUCACCAUCGACGUGCCAACUACUUCGAACGAUGCAGCUCGCAAAGUGAUGAAGCGCCCCAAGACGAAGGCCAAGAGCAAAGCAAAAUGUCAGCCGCGGCCGAAGCAGAUGAUCAAGACGAAAUGUAAACCAACAGUGGGCGAGCACUCGGACGGCCAUGGUACCCCGUGCAGCGCCGCGUCCUCCACUCAGCCGGACCCGGCCCAGAAGACGCUGGAGUGCUUGCCGACGGUGGUGCGCACGCCGAGGCCUCAGCACCCGACUGCAGCGAAGUCUGGCUCACAGCCGCCGCAGACGCCAGAGUCGGGGGUCAAGGUCCAGAAGCAGGUCAAGUUGUUCCGCUUCGCCAAGCAGCUGGCCACGCCCCCGAGGAGGAUCCGCGGCAGCAUCGCCAGUCCAGGCGCCAGGCAGCACAGCCCAGCGGCGAAGAGCGUCGGCACGCCAGACAGCCUGUCGCCGACGGUGCCGAUGGAGGGCGACAUCCAGCUGAUGAGCCCGGCCCCUAGCCACUCAGCGGGGCAGCGGGAGAGUCCGCUGGGACCUCUGGCGGGAGACGCUCUCUCCUCGGCAGGCGCUGCUUUGGGCGAGAACGUUGAGAGCUGCGCCCCAGUCGCCAAGGUCGUGACCGACGGCGACAUGCCCAGCCCGUCCCCGCGUCGGCUGGCCGCGGCGCUGUCGGACCCCUGCAUGCGAGCGGCGCUGGGGGUCGCCGGCCCCAGCGACUUGCCAGAGGACCCAGGCGCGCCGACGCGCCCGAUUGCAGGGGCGAGCAUCGAGCGGUCAGAGCACCCGCAGUCCCCGUGGCGGAGCCCUAGCUUGCUGGUGGAUGAUCAGCCGACCUCGCCACCGCAGCCACAGCCUUCGCCAGCGCCGCCAGCGCGCUGGCAAUGGCGUCGGCCGCUGGAGCGGGGCAGCCUCUGGCAAGGCAAGCGGGCGGUCCGGGACUUUUGGGAGGCACUCGAUUGGGCGGAUCACGCCCUGGAUCAGUUGGCCAUCGAGCACGAGGUGCAGUGUGAGUCCGAAGACGGACAGAUGCUGCAGGACCUGUCGGACAGGUUCGGCAACGAUACUGCGUCAUGUGCGUUUUCGGGCAUCGACGCGCCGGGCGUGGGCAUCAACGAAUUGUCGUGGGCGCUUGGGCGCAAGCUGAAGGACAUCAAUGGCCCGGCUACUAUGGCGACCGCCGUGAAGCCGCGCAUGCUUCGCCACACUGAGUGGUAUUGGGAGAGCCAGCAAGAGUUAUUGCGGAUGCCAGAUUGUGAUUCUUGCGUUUUCGGUGAUAUCGAAUCUUUCUUCAAACCAGAGCUCGCGGAUUUGCUGGAAUACCUCAAGACGCACCCUGAGAGCACAGUUCCUCUGCUUGGCCCCUUGGUGAUGACGGGCCUCACUGUGAAGACCUGCGGCGCAUGCCUGCGCCACGGCGGCACCUGCCCCGCGAACUCUGCCAAGGUGCACUUCGCGGGCACCCCUUGCCCAGAUUGGAGCUCGUGCGGUCAACGUAAAGGAGCCGGGGGACGCACGAUGGUGCACUUCGUGGCCUGGGUUGCGCUCAGGAGGGCUUUGCAGGAGCCGAUCGUGAUCCAAGAAAACGUGAAAGGAUUUCCCACGGACUUGACGUGUGAAUACUUGGGCGACACCUACGACAUCACCUCAGUGAUCUUGGACUCGGAAUCGUAUGGGUUUCCUGUUGCACGCACUCGUAAAUGGACACUCUUAUUGCACAAAACAAAGGUGUUGUCUUGCGACACGCAGUUUGGUGAUUUCAUGCGCAGGUUCCAGCGCGCCACUAUGUUCACGUGGCAGCACUUCUUCACCGCCAGCCCAGAGGAGGUCAGAGAUGAACUAGUCGCUGCGGCACGGCGCAGGACGUCCAGAGCAACCCUUCGCGGCCUGAAGGCUGAGGGCCUUGAUCCUGCGUGCCCUGCGUCCUUCGAGCUGGCCCUGACGGAGUGGGAGUUUGACAACAUGAAGAGCUAUCGCGAGGCACACCCGAACUGCAUGUACAGCCUCUACCAGUCCCACGCUGCGGGCUUCGGCGCGUUUAGCACGCCGAAGGUGAUGCAGACGCUGAUCAAGAAUACCGGCAUGUACUGGGGGGACCGCAGCUCGGUCAAGAAGCCAAUCAGGUGGCUCACAUCCACUGAAUGCUUGGGCACGCAAGGGUUUCCAGUUCUUCGCCGGGCCGGGGAUCCGAUAACAUCUAGCUUCCAAGUCGGUCGCGCCCGCAAGUCGGCCGUUGUCGCCGGGCAGGCCGGCAACGCCAUGUGCGUCACUAUCCCUGGUCUCGUCUACCUGUGCUCUACGAGCUGUGUGCGCAGGAUGGGCCAGGCGUUGAUCUCCAUUGCGAGGAACGUCAGCUAUGCUUGGGAAGUUCUUGCCCGCUGGCCACGCCGUUCGCAUGAAGAGGAUCUACAACACACGCGCGAGGGGCAACGAGGAGAGGGAGAAUUCGGAGCGCCUUGA